Scophthalmus maximus (turbot) is the source of this 2809-nucleotide messenger RNA. RefSeq names its product haloacid dehalogenase like hydrolase domain containing 5 (gene hdhd5). Gene Ontology annotation, cellular component: mitochondrion. NCBI's taxonomy places the organism in Eukaryota, Metazoa, Chordata, Actinopteri, Pleuronectiformes, Scophthalmidae. The transcript has 8 exons. Gene Ontology annotation, biological process: glycerophospholipid biosynthetic process. The coding region runs from base 272 to 1612 and encodes 446 amino acids. The record is from RefSeq and is a predicted model, not a curated record.
CUUCCGUCGUCACCAGCGGCGUCAGAGAGCUGUUGUUGUGGUCAUUGAAUGGAGGUGGUGACCACGCCGACACCAUGAAGAGGUCGCAGAGCGCAGCCUCCAAUCCCCGGUCUGAGAUCACAUCAUGAGCCAGGUCUUCUUCAGUCGUCGUCGACUUCGCUGAGUGGACGAUCGCCGUUAGCUUUAGCUUUAGCUGUAGCUCAGGCGCGUUUUUGUUUAUCCGCCGGCUUUUUUAAAAAAACAAAAAAAUAUUCACCGGUGCCUGGAGAAAAUGCAGAGGCUCGGGUCUGUGAAAAGUGUCUGGCAGCUGCUGAAGUCGAGCGGCGAGCGAGCCGCAAAACAAGCACACACCUCGCCGUCGACCUCGAGAGGCUACAGCCAUGGCCCCGGCUCCUUCGGGCUCCUCUUCGACAUUGAUGGGGUGCUGGUGCGGGGCAGGACGCUGAUCCCUGCCGCCAAGCAGUGCUUCAGGAAUCUGGUGGACCGCAACGGUGAAUACAAGGUCCCGGUUGUGUUCGUCACCAACGCCGGGAACUGCAUGAGGCAGACGAAAGCGGAACAUCUGUCACAUCUGCUUGAGGUGGAGGUGUCUCCAGACCAGGUGAUGCUGUCCCACAGUCCUUUGCGAAUGUUCAACCAGUUCCACAAAAUGUGCGUGCUGGUGUCGGGACAGGGUCCCGUGGAGGAGGUCGCUCACAACCUGGGCUUUCAGGAUGUUGUUACUAUAGAUAUGCUCAGAGACGCGUAUCCUCUUCUGGAUGUGGUGGAUCACAACCGAAGGCCUAAAUGCAGCAUACCACCCACCAAAGGCUUACGGCCGAUAGACGCUAUCAUCUUAUUUGGCGAGCCAAUCAGAUGGGAGACCAACCUCCAGGUUAUCGUUGACGUGCUCCUAACAAACGGGAACCCAGACGAUGCCUGGAGUUCGAUACAGUACCCUCACAUCCCAGUCUUGGCCUGCAACAUGGACCUGCUGUGGAUGGCAGAGGCAAAAAAUCCCAGGUUUGGUCACGGUAUGUUCCUGGUGUGCUUGGAAAGCCUUUACAAGAAGGUCACAGGCUACGAGCUGAAGUACGAGGCUCUGAUCGGUAAACCCAGCGUGGUGACUUAUAACUACGCUGAGUUGCUGGUCAGACAGCAGGCUGAGAAGCUUGGCUGGACCAUGCCUGUGAAGAGGCUGUAUGCCAUAGGGGACAAUCCCAUGGCUGACAUAUAUGGUGCCAACCUCUACAACCGCUACCUCCAGGCUUCUCUGUCUGCCAAGGCCCAGAAGCAAGCCAAGAGUGGCGGAGUAGGUGUCGAUCCCUUUACCGAAACUGUUAACGGCCCUAAAUUGACAGCGACGGAGCUCGGCGGCGCGUCAGGUGUUUACGGGGCGGAAGAGGACCUCCCAGAGGGUUGCAGCUCCAUCCUGGUGUGCACCGGAGUGUACAGCAGAGACCAGCAGGAGCUGCCCUCGGACACAACUCAGACCAUCACCGAGCAGCACAUCUUCCACGGCCACCGAGACUUCCGCUUCGACCCCAGCCUCAUGCAGCCGUCCUUUGUGGUGCAGGAUGUAAAGGAGGCGGUGGAGCUGGUGUUCCAGCAGGAGGGCUGGCCCCUGGAGUAGGACACACCUCUCAAACUCUGGCUCCAACUCUCAGCUUAACCAGUAAAGGUCUGACGCCUCCGAAACUGGUAGUAGCAGAAGCUUGAGGGUGUGUAUUUUUUGUUUUUUAAUCUUUGAUUAUCACAGGGUAGAGAUCACUGUAACUGUGGCUAGUUCUUUUUUAUGAAGUGCCAUAGAAUCAGCUGCAAAAAGCAACAAUGAAAGAAUGCUGUUUUAACAAAAUACAGGAAGGUCUGAGACAUUUUAAGUUGCUCAUGCAGGGUAGUGUCACUGCGAUUUUUAUAAAAUAAAAUUCAAGAACAACACACACAUCGGUGUUUCUAACAGCCCUACCUACUGCGUGUGGAGACUGUAUCGUCAAAGACCGAAGUUCAUGUCUGAUUUCGUCUGUCUUUUCUCGUCUUUGGUCUAAACAGUCAGUAUUAGCCUUGUGAACAGAUUUUCUUAGUGUUGGAGUUGCGUUAAUUUUUGCUCAGACUUUUAAAAAAAAAGUCCUAAGUUCAUGGAUGAGAGCAAAGACACUUUAACGAUCAGACAGAUCCAGAAAGGUCUCCGCACUGAUAGAUCUGUUGAAACCACCACAGACAAAGAUGGAUCGCAUUCUGUUCACAGCCGCCUGUCUAACUAGGUCAUCUUGCCUUUCCAAAAAAGACAGCCCCCAGCAGGUCUCAUGUACCAGUUCUGCUGUUUGUUUGCACUGCUCUCUUCUUUCAGCUUGAUUCUUUUCUUUUUUUAAGCUAGGAUGAAUACGUGACCACUAAUGCUGAUGUCAUUAACUUGCCAGGUAUCACUUUAGUACCUCAUCAGAUUCUGUUUUAGCCUUAGUCAGGUGUAUGCCAAUUUUAUUUUAUUUUUGCUAAGUUGUCAGAAUUACACAGUCAGUACCACAGUUUUCACAGCAAUGAAAAAGGUGCUAUUUCUUUCCGUCUAGUGUUUAUAAUUGUAGAAAUUCUAUGAUGAAAUCGGAAUUUCUGUAUUUAUUUAUUUAAGAGAAAAUAUUUAAAUACAGAACCAGCACUGACAUUUCCUAUAGUGCUGUUUGUUAUCUUUGUAACUGACACACGUAGAAAUGUAUGAUUUGUUUGUGACUUCAAUUGCAGGUUAAAACUGUGAAACACUGGUAAAGUAACUGCCAGAGCCAUACUGUAUGAAAGAAUAUUACUGUAUGAAAGAACAUUAAAAAAACAAACAAGUGAA